AUGGAGUUAGUGCCCUUUAAUUCUGAUUCAAAAUCAGAACCAGACAGUUCAUCACUGCCGUGGCAAGACAUGUUCCGAUCUGCAUCCAUUAGGAAACCGGAAACUAACGACGCGCCUCCUCCAAAACCACACGCGCCACCAACUCAAGAUGAAGCCAAUUCUCUCUCCAAUGAUCCUCAGGUACGUCUUGCCCUCUACAUAACCAUGGCCCACGCAGGCCUUGCCUUUACAGUAUUUGUUCUCUAUGGAGUCUGCAGACUUCUUGAGGAUUUUUUAAGGCCAAUUUUAUGGGCUGUGCUCUGUUCAAUCCCAUUAAGAGGAAUUCAACAGACCCUUGUUGGAUUUUGGUCCGAGCCACUGAAAUUAGGGCUCACAGAGACCAUAUUGGCUGUCCCUGUAGCUAUAUUCAGAGUCUUUGUUGGGACUCUUGUUGAGAUUAAAGAAAUGAUUAUUCGGAUUGUUCUUAAGAAGAAGAAGUCCAAUAUUACGAGGAGGGAAAAGAGUGGGUUUUACAAGUUGUUGAGGUGGCUUGUAUCCUUUUUGGUGUUUGUAAUGGCUUAUGAACACAUUGGUAGUUUUGGGUCUAUUUCACUUCUUGCAUUAGGGUUCAUGUUUACAGCUACUGGCGUGGAGUCAACAAUGAGUACAGUUACGUCAUUGAGGAGUCAGAGCUUUCGCCGGCUCCGGGUGAGUGCAUUUUUCACAAGAGGGAUAUUGAAAAGAUUGAAGACUAUGGUUGCUAUAGGGUUGAUUGUUGGAAUUAGUGUGGGAUCCUUGGCUGGCAUGAUUUUCUUCACGUACAAAAUUGGCUUGGAAGGAAAAGAUGCCGUUUUUGCGCUUAAAUCUCAUGUGGAAGAGAGUAAUUAUGCUGAGAAGAUGGGUGUUAAGAAAUGGAUGGAUGAAAAUGAUGUGCCUGGAAUGGUGGAUACGUACUCGACUAAGUUUUAUGAAACUGUGUCUGAUCAGAUUGAUAGUUUAGCGAUGCAAUACAACAUGACUGAGCUUGUUAUUGGGAUCAAACAUUUUGUGAUAACCCCAUCAUCAAACUCCUCAGGUAAGUCUACAUCCCUGAUGAGCCCUUCUCUGUACACUGAGAAAUUUUUGAGCUUGAAAAGAAGAGUCAGGGAACGUGAGUGGGGGCAAAUAUUCAAAGAAGUGGAUGGAAUUUUCAGGGAACUUCUGAUUACUAGAGAGGAUUUGGUUGAGAAGGCUAAAGGCUUUGCCGUUCAAGGAAUGAAUGUGAUGCAAAGUGUAUUAGUUAGCAGUACUUCUGUUCUUGCUGGCAGUGCAAAGCUCUUGUUAUUGAUCGCGAAUUCCAUCGUCUCUGGAGCUGCAGAAUUAUUCAAUUUUCUUUCACAGACAAUGGUUUUCUUCUGGGUUUUGUAUUAUCUGAUCACGUCAGAUUCCGGUGGAGUUACAGAACAGGUGAUGUGUAUGCUCCCAAUGUCACAGUCUGCAAGGACUCGAUGUGUUGAGGUUCUUGACAAAGCUAUUUCUGGAGUUCUUUUAGCAACUGUCGAGAUUGCUUUCUUUCAGGGAUGUCUGACCUGGCUGCUAUUUAGACUAUUCUCGAUACACUUCUUGUUCAUGUCGACUGUUCUUGCAUUUAUUAGCUCUGUUUUGCCAUUAUUUCCUCCUUGGAUUUCAACAAUUCCAGCUGCUCUGCAACUGGUUUUGGAAGGGAGAUAUAUAUUGGCCAUCUUCUUAUUCGUUAUUCAUCUGGUGCUUAUGGACUAUGGAACUACGGAAAUUCAAGAGGAUAUUCCUGGCUAUAACGCUUAUCUUACUGGUCUCAGCAUCAUUGGCGGCAUGACAUUGUUCCCGUCUGCAUUGGAGGGAGCAAUAAUGGGGCCACUGAUAACUACUGUUGUAAUAGCUCUCAAGGAUUUGUAUGUAGAGUUUGUGUUGGGACAACCAAAGGGGGAAAAGUAA
Messenger RNA from Fraxinus pennsylvanica, 1932 nucleotides. The record is from the annotation of a GenBank genome assembly. NCBI's taxonomy places the organism in Eukaryota, Viridiplantae, Streptophyta, Magnoliopsida, Lamiales, Oleaceae.